Molecule: messenger RNA, 3078 nt
Organism: Rhincodon typus (whale shark)
Lineage: Eukaryota; Metazoa; Chordata; Chondrichthyes; Orectolobiformes; Rhincodontidae
Gene: rnf141
Product: ring finger protein 141
Exons: 6
Coding region: 26-952 (308 amino acids)
Biological process (GO): protein autoubiquitination
Molecular function (GO): ubiquitin-protein transferase activity
Source: RefSeq, a predicted model, not a curated record
AAACGUCAGCCUUCCCGCUCCUCUGAUGCGGCUGGGCCUGAUGUGUUCAACCAGCUCUACACCCUUUAUUUUGUCCCACGUGCCUGUGCGCCGCUGCCGACGGUCCUUCUGUGUCGUCACUGCGCCGUGCGUGCGCGCUCUGGCAGGACAGAGGGAGCGCGCGGCGGUUACGCUAUCAGGAAAGCGGGAGCGCGGAGCUGGGAACAGGAGCUUUACAAAUGACCCAAAUCUAGAGCUUGUGGGGAAGCCACCCAUUGUCUGCCCAGUAAUGGGUCAACAUAUUUCAAACCAAACUCCAGCAGUCUUUAACAAAUUGCCGGAUCGGAUGAUGAAACAUGCUGCCCUGGUGAGAGAAAGUGGCUUCCUGACUUAUGAGGAGUUUCUCGCCAGAGUGGCAGAGCUUAAUGAGAUCACUGAAAGACUGACAGCUGGGCAAGAGAAAUGCUUAUUGUUCGAAGUACAACCUGGAUCUGAUUCCUCUGCCCUUUGGAAAGUCAUCGUUAGGAUUGUUAGCUCAAAGAUUAACAAGACUACGGGAAAUAUUGAUGCCUCUAGAAUUCUUAAUCUCUACCAGUUCACUCAGCUAUAUCGAGAGAUCACCAUGCAGGCAAGUGGGGUUCUUACCCAAAGCAGCAUCUGUGAAGGGACAGCUGCAAAUGGAUCAUCCUGUCAGGCCAGUCUCUGGCUAGGAAAGAUUAAAGAGAUGACUGACGAAGAAGAAUGUUGUAUCUGUAUGGAUGGUCGAGCUGACCUCAUUCUGCCCUGCACCCAUAGUUUCUGUCAGAAAUGCAUUGAUAAGUGGAGCGACCACAACAGGAAUUGUCCUAUUUGUCGGUUACAAGUGAAGGAAGCUGGCGAUUCUUGGGUUGUGUCUGAUGCACCUACUGAAGAAGACAUAGCAAAUUAUAUUCUCAAAGUGGCAGACGAGGCUGGACAGCCCCAUAAACCCUAAGAAUUACCAAGGGUGUUAUACCUUCAGACUGCAGCAGACAGUUUAAAUCUGGCCUUUUACAAAAUAAACACUUUUUAAAACAUAUUUUAAGAUCAAUGAGGCCACUGUACAUUGGAUUACUUUGAUUUUGUCCUUGCUGAUCGAUCAUGAAUUGAAGCAGACUGAAGCCCAAUUGAAAUUCUUAUUUGUGUUCUUACCCGUGCACAAAUUGAUGCCCUGUCAAGUUUGCAUUAUGUUCUUGCCUACAAUAUACUCCAUAGCUAUUACAGCAUUAUGCUCUAAGUGCAAACACUGAGUGACUGCUUGUGAGACUUCGUGUGAAUUGAAAAACAGUGUUUGCCUUUUAAAGCAGAACUUAUAACCCAGUAUCUGUGCCUGAGCUGCAUUGUUCGCCACAUUGGAAUUUUGGUUAUCUAACCCAGAGAGGUUUAGGGAUAUUAUUUCUUAAUUGUACUUUAUUGAUUUGUUGGUGAGACUUAAAACACUUGCUUUAUGCACAUAAUAGCUUGAAAAAAAUGUGAUCAUCGUAGAAGGUAAGCUGGUGAUUAAAUUGUGCCUUUUGGUAGGAUGCUGCUAGAUUUUCAUUGUAGAUUGUCAAAUAAAUUUGUAUUUUGCAAAUAGUAAUCAAUGAAGAGUGAGAACACAGCUUUAAUGAGAUUGACAGAGGAUAAACUAUAACUUGUAAAAUAUAGCCUAUUUAAGUUUGGAAUUUGAGGACACUUCAAGGUCACGUUCUGUAAAACUUGAAACCAGCUUGUAUUUGCAAUGAGAAAAGCUACUAAAAAUAAUUAUUCAACAUGUAUUAAAUUUCACUUUGCUACAAAAGAAUGUCUCUCCCCUUUAAGCUUAUGCAUGUGGGCAACUAUUAAAUGAAAACAAAAACACAAAUGUUCAAACAGUUUUAAAUAAUCUGCUAGAUCAGCCCAAAUGAUUGAACACAUCUGUAUUUGCAUUCAUUUUUGCUGUCUCCCCAUCCCUCCAUAAUCAGUUAAUCCAUUUAAAAGAUUCCUUCUUUAUGUUAGGAGUUCCUCUUUAUUCCCCCAUUGCAAAAAAACUUCCUUUCAUUUUUAAGAGAAAGGGAAUAUUUCAAUUCUCAUAACUAGGCUGAGAGCAGAAUAUCAAACCCAUAUUUAUUGAGAUCUCCAUGAAUAUGACUCAUUUUCUGUAUUGAGCAAAAUGAAAUAGUAAACACUGUUGGAGUGAGUUCCUGUGUUACUAAGCUGGUGUAAAUGUGAAAUAUCAAGAUGUUUUGCUGUGCCUAUAUGAUUUAUUAUUAUCAUCACUGUUUUUAGCUCCUUAUUUAUGUAAUGUUGAUGGCAUUUUGAUUCCAGUAAAUCAGUGCAACUCCUCACUUCAUGAUUCCACUAUAAAAAGUACAGUUUAAAAUUAUACUGCCAAUGGAUUGUAGCAAUUAAACACAAAGAGUGAUACGCUUCAAUUUUUGCAUGCCUGAAAGGGGUUUUUCAUUCAUUUGGAGUUUUGUCAAUCAGUGUGUCUCCUUAUUUGUGCAGUCUUCUCAUUCUCAAUGAUUCAUUUAGAAAUAUCUUCAAUUGGAAAUAGAACUGGAACUUAAAUUCAUGAAAAUUUUUAUGACCUUAACAAGACUCCAUGUUAAGCAGAUGGAAUUUGAAGGUGGUGAUAGUAGCCUGUAUUAAUAAUACUGUAAUUUUACACAGGUGAGGUUUAUGACUAUUAAGUAUUAAGCAAUUGCUUUUGAUUAUCUCAGCUGUUUGUCAAUGAGUAGAAGUGCAAUAAUUUCCCUUGUUUUGCAGGAAGAAAUCAUAACAGUUCCGUGUAGGAAAGCACUGAAAAGGUCUUGAUUUCAUUGGUGAUUUUUUUUCCAAUUAGCAUUAAUUGUUCAAUUUAAUGUAAUAAAGCAUUCGUUUAUUAACAUAAUUAUUACCUGUUUCUGAAGUAAUGUUCAGUUUAUCGUUCUACUGAUCUUAGCAAACGAUGACACUGUGUUGGUACAAAUGAGUAAACCCAAGACUUGCACCUUAUGAAUAAUUCCUGAACCAGGACUGUUGUGUUUAUGUCUGUUUAGCUGUGAUUGUUGAUGGUGGGCAAGGGAAAAAGACUUGCCACUGUAGGGUUAUAAUUAAUAAAAAACCUAUUCUCACCAUUAA